AUGACCAGCCUUGUUAGACUAUAUUCUACUUAUUUGAGUGUUCGGUUUAGGAAUAUUCAACACCGAGUGAUUCCUAUCUCGGCGAAGCUUAAUAAUGCGGCCAGGUGUAAGUAUACUGAUACUAGCAAAUAUAAAGAUUUCAAAGGGAAGCACAAAGCCGCAGCAGUACAAGCUAAUCCGUAUGGAGAGGUAGGCCUAGAUGAACUAAAUUUAGAGGACGCGGUCUACGAUGCGGUUGCCAAUAGUGUCAUGCAUGUACAAACAAAGCUUCAAAGCGAACAAAAUGUGCUAAUUAUUCAACCUUAUGUAAAAUGGGGACCGAAGAAAAGUGCCAGUCAGCCGGAGCAUCAACUACAGGAAGCCGAAGCACUCGUACGGUCUGUGCCAAAAUGGAGCGUCGAACAUGGUAUGAUGGUUGCGCUAGAAUCGUUGGACAAAAAACAUUUAUUUGGCAGUGGAAAAUUGGAUGAAAUUAAAUCUGCUAUCGGAGCUAUGCGUGCUUCUGGGACGUCAAUAACCUGCAUCUUCAUUAGCAAAGGUACAUUAAAAUUUGGCCAGAAACAAUUUUUAGAACAUUAUUUCAAAAUCCCCGUGAUGGACAGAUACUCGAUAGUGAUACAAAUUUUACGCUUGCACGCCUUUAGCACAGAAGCGAAGCUACAAGUAGCAAUGGCGGAGAUUCCUUAUAUUUGGUCACAGGUGAAGGAACACGAAGCAGGAUGUUCUGCAAACCGCGUCUAUCUCACGGAAUCCCAAAAACAAAUGCUACGCCAGCGUGAACGUAAACUAAAAAAUGAGCUGACCACAAUCAGAUCCCAUCGAGAAUUGCUACGGAACAAACGUAAGCAGAAAGCUUAUCCAAUUGUGGCCGUCGUGGGGUAUACAAAUGCGGGAAAAACAUCCCUCAUUAAAGCUCUCACAGGGGAAAAAUCUCUCGAGCCAAGAGAUCAGCUGUUUGCCACGUUGGAUGUUACAGCACAUGCUGGUGUGCUUCCGUGCCAAUUAGAGGUUCUUUUUAUGGAUACUGUUGGCUUCAUGUCUGAUAUUCCUACCGGGCUCAUAGAGUGCUUUGUGGCAACGCUGGAGGAUGCGAUGCUUGCGGAUGUGAUCGUUCAUGUGCAGGAUGUCUCACAUACAAACUUCGUCGAACAGAAGAAACACGUGGAGCAUACUCUAGCAUCACUGUUGAGAUCUAGCGGUGUCAACGAACUGAACAGUGAUAACGUGAUCAAUGUUGGUAACAAGACUGAUCAACUUAAAGAUCGCAGUAACCUUAAACUGUACGCUGAUCUACACCUGGUCUCGUCGAAAACACAAAUUGGAAUUAAUGAUCUGUUGUUAGAAAUCGAACGGAAAAUUUUAAAAAACACUGGCCGUCAGAAAAUUGUUGUCCGAGUACCGAUGGGUAGCCAGGAGGUGGCCUGGUUAUACAAAAAUGCAGCUGUGACGGGCACUACUGCCGACCCCCAGAACAAUCAGCAGAUGCUUGUGAACGCCAUCAUUACGGAUGCCAAGUUGCAACAGUUCAAGCAUAUUUUUAUAAAGCGAAGCAGAAAUAAAAUUUAA
Toxorhynchites rutilus septentrionalis is the source of this 1566-nucleotide messenger RNA. RefSeq names its product putative GTP-binding protein 6. Gene Ontology annotation, molecular function: GTP binding; ribosome binding. Lineage: Eukaryota; Metazoa; Arthropoda; Insecta; Diptera; Culicidae. The transcript has a single exon. The coding region runs from base 1 to 1566 and encodes 521 amino acids. The record is from RefSeq and is a predicted model, not a curated record. Gene Ontology annotation, cellular component: cytoplasm.